Ostertagia ostertagi is the source of this 630-nucleotide messenger RNA. The record is from the annotation of a GenBank genome assembly. Lineage: Eukaryota; Metazoa; Nematoda; Chromadorea; Rhabditida; Trichostrongylidae.
UUGGGGAUAUCAUUUUCUGGUCGACGUUAUUCUCUUCGGUUGUUGCCUUCUACUACGCUCACAAAGCAAUUGUUCGACCGGAGGAGAUCAAUUACAUUCCCUACAUAUGGUCCUUUUUUGAAAGUGCAACUCUUCCCUAUUCUGUUCACAAUCAUCGAUACACUUCUCGCCAUCUUUAGGGUACCGCCUUACGUGGCUUUGGGGGCGACAGCAAUCAUACGACUGGCAGCAUGCCUUGUUGCCUUCACGCUCUGCACGCAGGUCCUCGCAUCAUUGAUAGUUUUCUGCCGUCGUCGAGAUGACUACACAAAAUCUUCGCCCUACGAUCAGGUUCGCUAUGGCAAACGAAGGCUGUUCUCGUUCAUACUUUUUCAAAUCGUCGUUCAAUCGUUCGCUGUACCAUAUCUAAUUUGGGCCGCUGUAUCGUUGUCGCAAGACUUCCUCAUCACGUUCAACUUCUCCAAGGAAGACGAGCUGAGACUUCCAUUGAAUGCAGCCGGUGAUUUCUACGUGGAGCAUCUGAGAAUAUUCUUGAUUCGACCGUUGGUUGUCCUCGUAGCGAUUCUCGUAUUUAUCGCGCCAUAUCGCAAGAAGUUCAUUCGAUUCUUCUGUCCGUGCUGUCGCAGAAAU